Prunus avium (sweet cherry) is the source of this 960-nucleotide messenger RNA. The record is from RefSeq and is a predicted model, not a curated record. Lineage: Eukaryota; Viridiplantae; Streptophyta; Magnoliopsida; Rosales; Rosaceae.
GUCCGCCACGUGUUAAAAUCCCGGUGUCCUCCACAAGUAACCUUUCCUCAUCCUCAGUUUACCAUAACAAGCAACAACAACGCCAAGGACAACAGCACGCACGUGGACAUCUUGAGACUGCUUCAAUCUCAGCCGCUCGUCCCCACAUCCUUAACCUUCACCCAGUCUCAUACCCUUCACCUCAAGAAACAGUGCGUACCGUCACUAAAAUGCACCACCUUCGAAGCCCUGGCAGCUCACACGUGGCGCUCCUGGGUUAGAUCCUUGGAUCUGUCGCCCUUGCUCAGCGUGAAGCUGCUUUUCUCCGUGAGCGUACGGACGAGAUUGAACCCACAAAUCCCACAGGGUUAUUACGGCAACGGGUUCGUGCUAGGAUGCGCCGAGACCACUGUGAAGGACUUGGUCGGUGCAAACCUGCGCCACGGGGUUAAGUUGGUCCGACAGGCUAAAUCGGAUGUUAAUAAUGAUGAUUAUGUGAGGUCAAUGGUUGACUUAUUGGAGGACAAAACGCUGAAGACAGAUUUGAGUAGGAGUUUGGUUAUAUCGCAAUGGGCUAAGUUAGGGUUAGAGGACUUGGAUUUUGGAGAAGGGAAGGCAUUGCAUAUGGGUCCUCUAACAAGCGACGUUUACUGCUUGUUUUUACCAGUCGUUGGCGAUUUGGAUGCUGUGAGAGUGCUCGUGUCGGUGCCCGAAAGCAUGGCUGACAAGUUUGAAUAUUACAUGACAGAGUUUUUGAGUGUAGAAGAAAACAAUAAUGGAGAUCAUCAUCAUCAUGCUAAUGGUAAUGGAUAUCAUGCGGAAGAUCACAAUGGAAAUAUGGUAAAUUAAUAUUUUAUCAAUGACCUUCUGUUUUUUGGGUUUUAAGUCUUUCACUCUCAGCCAAUGUAUCAUGUGUAUAAGUUUCAUAAUGGGAGAGGGAGCAGCUCACUGUAACAUGAGUAUUUAUAAUUUUAAUUAUAA